Molecule: messenger RNA, 810 nt
Organism: Nyctereutes procyonoides (raccoon dog)
Lineage: Eukaryota; Metazoa; Chordata; Mammalia; Carnivora; Canidae
Gene: ISX
Product: intestine specific homeobox
Exons: 4
Coding region: 1-699 (232 amino acids)
Biological process (GO): regulation of transcription by RNA polymerase II
Molecular function (GO): RNA polymerase II transcription regulatory region sequence-specific DNA binding; DNA-binding transcription factor activity, RNA polymerase II-specific
Source: RefSeq, a predicted model, not a curated record
AUGGAGAGGAAAUGCCCGGGGCACUGUGGGGCCCCCAAGAAGCUGGAGCUGUCCUUCUCCAUCGAGGAGAUCUUAAAGAGGCCCACUGAGAGCAGCCGCGUGGUCAAGACAGAAGGGGCAGGUGGACAGGACACCUGGCAAGCAGCAGGUGUAAGCUCCGGACUGGAGAGGCCCCCACAGGCCCAGCCCCAGGAGGAAAGAAAGAGCAAGAGGAGGGUCCGAACCACCUUCACCACCGAGCAGCUGCAUGAGCUGGAGAAGAUCUUCCACUUCACCCACUACCCAGAUGUCCACAUCCGCAACCAGCUGGCAGCCAGGAUCAACCUCCCAGAAGCUCGGGUGCAGAUCUGGUUCCAGAACCAGCGUGCCAAGUGGCGGAAGCAGAAGACUGGCAGCCUUGGAGCUUCACAGCAGCUGAGUGAGGCCGGCUUGGCCCUGGCCACAAACCUGGACGUGGCCGGCCCCAUGCUGCCGCCCUCCGCUCCGCCCCGGCUGGCCCUUCCCACGGGGUGUUAUCCACCAGCUCCAGGCCAGCCCGCCUCUGCCUGGUUCCCCGGCCAGAUCACCCUCCUGCCUGGCCUCCUGUGGGAGACACAGCCUCUCCUAGGCUCUCUCAUUCAGCAGACCUGCAUCCCUGCACUGUGCUGCCUUCCACCUGCGAACCCCAAAUGGGGCAGCCCCUGUGCCACCUCCACAUAGGGAUGGAAUAACCUCUCGCCAAUGGAGCCGCUCCCCUCUCCAGGUGAAGAGGAGGGCAGGAGGGUGCCCGGGACUCUAGGGGAAUCGAUCUCAGCACCCAAAGAUGGCCCA